AAUUCAUCUGUAAAGUCAAGACACUAUGAGAUGAAGGAGAAAUUUGGGCAGCAGGGUUUGUGGUUAUCGAGUACAUACGGCAGUUGCCGAAGCCCGAAUUCGCGCGCAAAGUGGGCCUUUUUUGCUCUUUUAAGUGCAUUCACACACCGGGGUUGGGCACUGAUGAGGGAUCCCAUUGUAUCAUGGCUUCACAGUGGAACCGGGUCAAAAGGAAUGGCCAUUACCAAGAAAACACAAGAUCUUGCGGGCAGCCGGUCAAUGUAUCAGCGCGUCAGGAUCCGAGAAAGCUUGUAGAAAAUUGCUUGCAGAUGCAAUGACAUAGAAUGGGCAAGAAACCCAAAGACAACUAUUGCGCAGCUGGCAGCCUAAGCCUCAGCUAAAUGCAUAUAGGCUCCAA
Messenger RNA from Cantharellus anzutake, 397 nucleotides. RefSeq lists its product as uncharacterized. The transcript has 3 exons. The coding region runs from base 31 to 294 and encodes 87 amino acids. Lineage: Eukaryota; Fungi; Basidiomycota; Agaricomycetes; Cantharellales; Hydnaceae. The record is from RefSeq and is a predicted model, not a curated record.